Molecule: messenger RNA, 3219 nt
Organism: Vombatus ursinus (common wombat)
Lineage: Eukaryota; Metazoa; Chordata; Mammalia; Diprotodontia; Vombatidae
Gene: FAM149A
Product: family with sequence similarity 149 member A
Exons: 14
Coding region: 148-3036 (962 amino acids)
Source: RefSeq, a predicted model, not a curated record
UCAGCUCGCUUCGCUAAAGUUGUUACUGAGCCCCCAGCAUCUCCUCCCCACUAGGGUGGUGGAUGGAGCUCCGCUGCCAAGGGUAGGCUCUGUGCCCUGUGAUUUAACUCUGGGCUUCCUCAAGACGCGGUCUCCCAGUUCUGAGAUAUGAAGGUCGCAGUGUUGGAUCUGGGGUCCCUCUUCGCCAAAAUCUUCAAAGCAUCUGCCUCGGCUUCCUCUAGCAGCGCCUCCUCUGUGGCUGCUACCGGUCCGGCGGGCUCUAGCGUGGGCAGCGCAGGCAGCACCGCCAGUACCGUCCUCAGUGCUGCUCAGUCCGUCACCCUCUUCCCCACCGUGGCUCCCAAAUCCCCAACCGCCCCUAGGGUACCCUCUGUCCCCCUCCCUUCCCCAGCGACCCUCCAUCCUCCCCUUACCGCCUCCUAUCCCAGGGUUUCCUCCGUGAGAAAAGUAGCAGAAAUCGCUGGAGCCCCAUUCUCCUUGCCCAGUAGCCCCAGAGCAGCCAGACUUCAACCCCUUCCCCAGCCCCUGCCCCUGCCUCAUCCGUUGUCCCAAUCGCAGCCCUUGCUAUCAUCCCAAUCCCAGCCUUCCUCCCAGUCCCACGCUCAACCUCAACUUCAACCCCUCCCACAGCCCCCUUCCCGACCUCAUCUUCAGCUCUUGUCCCAUCCCCAGCCCCAGACGCAUCCCCUUCCGCAGCUUCCUUCUCAGCCUCAUCUACAGCCUCUGCCCCAGCCCCAGCCACAGUCACAGCCCCAAUUUCAGCUCCUCUCCCAAUCACAUCCUCCUUUUCUAUCCCAGUCCCUUCCUCUUCCCGUUCCCCAGCCUCCGCUCCAGCCCCUGUCCCAGCCCCAACCGCAGUUUCUCCCUCAGCUCCAACCCCAGCCGCAGCCUCUCCCCCUUCUCCACUCCCCUGUCCAGCCCCUGGCCCUGCGAGGCAGUGGUGGUGGCGGCAGCUGCAGCAACAACAGUGGGGCUAACUCCUCCGCUCUUCCUCUUCCUGCGGCCCUGUGGCGAUCGCCCCCAGGCCCCGGAGGGGUCGGAGCGGUCCUGCAACCCAUUACGGGCACUGGAGGUAGCAACGGCGGCUUAGCAGCGAGCCCGGCUCGCUCUCCGCGCCAGCCUGGCCUCGGAGAACGAGAGCCUGGUGCUUGGAUAGUGCCCGCCCAGGGCCCUAAGACUCUCUUGUUCACCCUCCCAGACAUCGGCGAGGAGUGGGGGACUGAUACUGAAUCAGAGGAUGAUGGUGGCAGUGAAACAAAAGGACUGGCUGAAGGGCCUGGACAGCAACAUCUUACUGUGAAGAGCAGGGACCCUCUUCCUGAGCAUUUCACCAAAAAUGUGCAGGAAGCCAUUCAUAAUUAUAACUGUGAAUCCGUUUCAUCUCUCUUGUCGAGUGGGAACACCACCCCUGCAGACUUGAAUAAUUCUUGGUCUGGAAUACAAAGCAUUACUACUGAAAGAAGUGCAUCUACUGAAAGAAGUGCGUCUACUGAACGAAGCGCGUCUACUGAACGAAGCUCAGUCUCCUCUUGGACAGAUGACGAUUUUGAUAAAGCCGCAACGAAAAAAGUUCAGCAGUUAUUCCGAGAGGUGGAUGAAAUGCUCUUUGAAGGGAAGAUCAGUCCUCACUGCCAGAAUCUGCAGGCAGAAUGUGAAGAGUGGACUAGAAGGUCGCUUCAUCUCAGGGUUCUAGGAAAACAGCUCAUGUUUCCAACAGACGAAGGUUUUCAACAUUUUCCAAGCCAUACUGCUAGUUCUGUCCACAUUAAAUCCUCACUUGAUCUCUGUGAAAGCAAUAACAAUCUCAAAGAGCUGUGCAUCUCAGGCUCUAAGCUUGUCCCAGAAGAUUACACAAGAAUUUCUUCUGUUGUUUCUGACAUAGCUGCUUCAUUCCUAGAAGAAGAGAUCUAUGAUGUGGAUGGAGAAAUUGAAGAGUAUUUUGCUUUCGACAAAAAAGAACUUGAUGAUGAAAGUCUGGAACCCAAGAAAGCUGUUGUCGGUCGACAAAGGAAUAAACAUGGCAUCCCUCCUAUUUCCCCUGAGGACUGCAUCAAAGAUGCGGCAGCUGCUGAAGUGUUUGAUCAUGCUUGGAGAAAUGUGGUUGAAAUGUUGGAAGAGCUGGUUAGAAAAACAUGGGAAACUGCCCCUCAAGGAGGAAGUAAACAGAGAGAAAACUUGAAGACAGCUGGAAAUAAAUUGGCAAAACUACCAAGUUCCCAUAUUCCACCCAAUCCAUCGAGUGUUCCUCCUUCCAGAGGUUCUGAGACCCACAGCACAUCAUUGGGUUCUCAUAUGGGUCCGUCUCAGAGCCAUCGUUUUUCCGGUAGUUUUUACAAUGAUUUGAAUGGUGUGAUGACAAUCCAAGCAAAACCCCUUCAUCAGAGACAUAUGCACUUUGCAGACAGGACAGCGCAUGAUCAAGAUGACAAAUUGCCGGUUGUAGGUUCCAGUGUUCUCUCCUCAACUCGGCAUCGGUCGGGGCAAGUCUCAGAUUACAGUGUUCUCUCCUCGUCUCGGCCGCUACCUAUGUCUGCAAGGAAGACACCUGUCCAUAGGAGGCUGCCAUCUCUCUCUUCGGAACUGCAUCAAUCGAAAACCUCCAAUGUGCAUAGUGAUAAAGUUCUCAGGGGCACUAAGCUGCAAAUUGGCUCAGACUGCUUGUCUUCUCCAUCCGUGCCUCGAAACAGGCUACCACCCAUAAUUUCAGAGGCUGGUGAACAGAAUGUUGCUUCUCCUGGAUCCCGCCAAGCCUUUCGCAGAGGAAGAUAUUCUCAAAACAGAGUGUUAAGUGCUGUGCCUAGAAAUAUUGAGAGACCACCUCUCCGGGAAAGGACUGUUAUCUCUGAGCAAUUUUCAAGGCCUAAUACCACUCAGACCUUCAGGUCUGAUACUCCUCACAAAAGGUCGUUGACACCAGUGGAGUUUGUAAACCACACAUGGACAGGUCAGGGUUUCUUAACAGGUUCACAGCAUCUACCUAAAUCUUAUCAAAGAAAUACCUCAACUUCAAGAAGGAGAUUUCCAGUGGCUUCCUGAUCCAACUUGGCUGGUCAGUCACUGUACUCAGUGAAAUCUGCCAACUGUCAACUUACUCUUUAUUACUUGAGAAAUAACAGCAAGGUAUUAUGCUAUCUUGAUGUGUCCCUUUGUCUCCUGGUCCUGGAGACAGGACUCUUGGAGAAAACCAAUCAUAAUAAACAUGUCCAUUUUUAACUGGAA